This is a messenger RNA of Adineta ricciae, 1908 nucleotides long. Lineage: Eukaryota; Metazoa; Rotifera; Eurotatoria; Adinetida; Adinetidae. The record is from the annotation of a GenBank genome assembly.
AUGGCGACAAACACGAGUGCUCAAACAGGAGAUAAACCUAUUCAAUUGUAUUCAUUAGCCACACCAAAUGGACAGAAGAUUGGUAUCGCCCUAGAAGAAUUAGGUCUUGAAUACGAUGCACAUCUUAUUGAUAUUAGUAAAGAUAUACAAUACGAGGAUUGGUUUAAAAAGUUAAAUCCGAAUUCGAAGAUUCCUGUUCUUGUUGAUCGACAGCCACCUGGUGAAGAUAAAGAACCGUUGACAAUAUUUGAAAGUGGAGCCAUUCUAAUCUAUCUCGCCGAUAAAACUGGCCAAUUUCUUGCUCCUGUGGGAACACGUCAACGCUAUGAAACACUCGAAUGGCUUAUGUGGCAAAUGGGCGGCGUUGGUCCAAUGUUUGGACAAGCAAAUCAUUUCCAUCGAGCAGCAAAAGAACAGAUUGAUUACGCCAAAAACCGUUAUUUAGAUGAAGCAAAACGUCUUCUGAAAGUUCUCGAUACACAAUUAAAUAAAACAGGUUCUUACGUCAGUGGUAAUGAUUACACUAUAGCUGAUAUGGCUAUUUUUCCCUGGGUGCAAUUCUUUACCAAGAAUUAUAAGGAAAAACUCGAUGAUAACGCUUAUCCGAAUAUUGAUCGAUGGUUGAAGGUGAUCGGUGAUCGACCACAGGUUAAAAAAGGCUUGAAAGUUUAUAUGUCACUUCGUAUCGGUCAAAAAGGAUUCCUUCAGGAUGUGUAUCGAACGUACAAGGAAGAUACAGUAACAAAUAGAGAUCAAGCUCAAUCGGAACGAGAGGUUGAAAAACGCUUUCGUCAGUUUCUCCAUUCACAAUCCAGUUUAGGAUUAGAAGGUCCACUUCUCAAUCGAGACAAACAUGUUGCUUAUCUACUUAAAAGUCUUCGACACCUGCCUGAGUCUCAACAAGCACUCGAUGCUAGUCGACCAUGGCUCAUCUAUUGGAUUACACAAAGUCUUUAUUUACUCGAUGAACAACUAUCAGAUUCAUUGAUCAAUGAUAUUUGUGGUUUUUUGACCCGCUGUCAACAUCCGGCUGGCGGCUUCGGAGGUGGUCCUGGUCAAAUAGCUCACUUAGCUCCGACAUAUGCUGCUGUAAAUGCCCUAUGUUUACUACGAAGCGAAAAGGCUUAUCAAGUGAUUGAUCGGAAAAAACUGUCCGCAUGGCUGAAAACAAUCCGUGAUCCGUUGAAUGGCAGUUUUAGUCUUCAUCUUGAUGGUGAAUCAGAUAUUCGUGCGACUUAUUGUGCAGCGAGUGUCGCAACCCUAUGUCAAUUAGAAGAUCGCAAUGAACUCUUUAAAAAUACUGCUGAAUGGGUAGCAAGUUGUCAAACGUAUGAAGGUGGUUUCGGUGCAUGUCCUGGCGCUGAAGCACAUGGUGGAUAUUCAUUUUGUGGUUAUGCGACACUAAUCUUACUUGAUCGAGAAUCCAUAUGUGAUCGUGAAAGUUUGCUUAGAUGGACUGUUAAUCGACAGAUGACAUUUGAAGGCGGCUUUCAAGGCCGUACAAAUAAACUUGUCGAUGGAUGCUACUCAUUUUGGGUGGGCGCAUUGCUUCCACUUAUUGAAAAUAUCGAACGACGAAAACCCAUGCGAAAUGAUCAAAAUGUGAAUGAUAGACAUGAUGGACAGCUGUUUAACACGAUUGCGGCGCAAGAAUAUGUUCUUCUGUGUAGUCAAGGAAACCAAACGGGUGGUUUUAGUGAUCGACCAAAGCUUGAUGGACGUACUGAUCUUUAUCAUACAUGUUACUGUCUAAGCGGACUCAGUCUAUUUCAAAAUAGUGGUUUAGAUCAAACGCCAGUCAUCUGUGGAGGUGACGUCAAUCGACUACGUAAUACGCAUCCACUGUUCAACAUCGGUCCCGAAUGUGCACGAGAUGCAAUGGCUUACUAUUCACAAAAGCAACUCUAG